Molecule: messenger RNA, 569 nt
Organism: Mesoplodon densirostris (Blainville's beaked whale)
Lineage: Eukaryota; Metazoa; Chordata; Mammalia; Artiodactyla; Ziphiidae
Product: histone H3.3A-like
Exons: 1
Coding region: 120-530 (136 amino acids)
Cellular component (GO): nucleosome
Molecular function (GO): structural constituent of chromatin; protein heterodimerization activity; DNA binding
Source: RefSeq, a predicted model, not a curated record
UCUUCGUUAGUUGGAGGAGCUUCUUCCGUUAGUUCGGCGACUGCGUCUCUUCAUUGGGCAGCGGGAGCGGCGCGGCUGUCGGAGAAGCGGCGUAAUACUUAGGCAUUGGGUGAAAGAAAAUGGCCCGAACCAAGCAGACUCCUUGUAAGUCCACGGGUGGCAAAGCGCCCCGCAAACAGCUGGCCACUAAAGCGGCCAGGAAAAGCGCCCCCUCUACCGGCGGGGUGAAAAAACCUCAUCGCUACAGACCCGGGACCGUUGCGCUUCGAGAAAUCCGUCGUUACCAGAAAUCCACCGAGCUUCUGAUCGGGAAGCUGCCUUUCCAGAGGUUGGUGAGGGAGAUCGCCCAGGAUUUCAACACCGACUUGAGGUUCCAGAGUGCCGCCAUUGGUUUGCUUCAGGAGGCUAGUGAAGCGUACCUGGUGGGUUUAUUUGAAGAUACUAAUCUGUGUGCCAUCCACGCUAAGAAAGUCACCAUCACGCCCAAAGACAUCCAGUUGGCUCGCCGGAUACGGGGAGAGAGAGCUUAAGUGAAGGCAGUUUUUAUGGUGUUUUGUAGUAAAUUCUGU